Molecule: messenger RNA, 942 nt
Organism: Gavialis gangeticus (Gharial)
Lineage: Eukaryota; Metazoa; Chordata; Crocodylia; Gavialidae
Gene: SHISAL2A
Product: family with sequence similarity 159 member A
Exons: 4
Coding region: 14-367 (117 amino acids)
Source: RefSeq, a predicted model, not a curated record
CCGGGCCGGGAGGAUGAGCGCGGAGUGCAGCAGCUACGUGAGCGCGGAGCAGGUGGCAGUGAGCGGGUUCCGCUGCCCGCGGGCGGGCGGCGACGCGGGCGCCGUGUACUGCUGCGGCUUCCAGGACGUGAAGUACUGCUGCGAUGACCCGCACGGCUUCUUCCCCUACGAGCACAGCUACAUGUGGUGGCUCAGUGUUGGAGCCCUUGUUGGACUGUCAAUAGCAGCAGUGGUCCUGCUUGCUUUUAUCAUCACAGUGUGUGUUCUCUGUUAUUUGUUCAUCAGUACAAAGCCACGCAGCAAGCUGGAUACUGGUUUAAACUUACAGACGACAGACAGUGAGACUAGAGGGAGUUCUCUAUGUUAAAAACAGAGGCACUGGACUGGAUUCCACCCAAGCUCUCAUGAAAUAGGCAUUGACCCACAUCCGUUAGCAGGCACCAACCAAAGCAGUCCAUCAAUGGCACCGAACGGAUUCAGGAGAUAUUUUGUUAGCUGCAAGCUGGACUGUGACAGCCAGUCCUGGGAGCCUGACAGACUCUUCCAGACAGCUGUGACUACCAUUGAUAUCCAAGGGCCAGCAGGAAGCUGUGCCUAGUUUUGAGAUUCAUGUAGCCAUCAGUGAGCAGAUAUUGUACUGGAGCAAUGGUGUAUCUUGAUUUGCACAUUCAGCCAAAUGUUCCUAAAUGAUUGGUGUAACUUUUGCUCUUACUUGUUCAUCUCCAGUGAGAUCAGAGGCAUGUGUCAGAGCAGAACGCGGCCUCUAUACUGGACAGCCUACUUUCUUUCAAGCUUCCUCAGUGCACCAUCCUAAUGCUGUGUUUAUUUGUUGUUUUGAGGUGUCCUUACACAGCGAAUACAUCCUUCUGUAGCUAAAUAUGCUAGUUUGCCUUGCAAGCAUAUGUGAAAACAGCACCUUAAUAAAAAUUGGUCAUUUCCUUG